CCACCUGGAGCAACCAAAGUGAAAGCCGUGAGGAAGGACACGGUGCAUCUCCCUGAGAGAGAGAGAAAUCUCAGAGGGGUGGAAGAAAGAGAGAGACCUCCCUGCCCCUAAGUAACCUACUCUCCAGGCGACUGGGGGCGGGGUACCCUGUUCUCCAGGGACCUGUCCAAGUGGGAAGAGCCCUCCCCACUUCCAAGCAACCCCCCCGGGCCCCAGUUCUUUGCUCCUUGCUAGGGCUGAAGGGGGAACAACCCCCAGCCUGCGCUGCUCGCCAAGAAGGAAACCGUUGGCGCUGUCCAGGGGGGAAACAAGAGCCCCCCCCACACACUGUUCCCAACGGGAAAGGCGCCCCCCCAAAUCAGCCAGCCACCGCCCCAGCCCAGCUCCUAGGGCUGCCCUAGAGCCGCCCGCAGCCCCAGCCUGGCGGCGGGGGGAGAAGAGGCCGGGGCAGGGUGAGGCGGCAGCCGCGCCAUGAAGCUGGAGGUCUUCGCCCCGCGCUACGAGGACAAGCUGGGCGGCAGCGACCAGGAAGGCAGCGGGGCCCCGUCCCCCGCGCCGGGCGACAGCGAGCUGGGCUCGGACGGGGACUGCGCCGCCAACAGCCCGGGCAGCGAGGGGCCGGCGGGCGCGGAGGGCGGCAAGGGGAAGCCGUACACGCGGCGGCCCAAGCCGCCCUACUCCUACAUCGCGCUCAUCGCCAUGGCCAUCCGGGACUCGGCCGGCGGCCGCCUCACGCUGGCCGAGAUCAACGACUACCUGAUGGGCCGCUUCCCCUUCUUCCGCGGCGCCUACACCGGCUGGCGCAACUCGGUGCGGCACAACCUGUCGCUCAACGACUGCUUCGUCAAGGUGCUGCGCGACCCGGCCCGGCCCUGGGGCAAGGACAACUACUGGAUGCUCAACCCCAGCAGCGAGUACACCUUCGCCGACGGGGUCUUCCGCCGCCGCCGCAAGCGCCUCAGCCGCGCCCCGCCGCCGCCGCCGCCUCCCGCGCGCCCGGCACCCGCCGCCCCCUGCUGCUGCUCCUCAGCCCCGUGCAGCUGCGCCGCGGGCCCCGCCGAGGAAGGGCGAGCGGGCGCCGCCGCCGCGGCCAGGCCGGGCUCCAAGUUCUCCAGCUCCUUCGCCAUCGAGAGCAUCCUCAGCCGGCCCUGCCAGCGCGCCCCCGCCCCCGCCCCGGGCCGGGCGCUCUGGCCCGCGCCGCCCGCCCCCUACCCGCUGGGCUCCCUCUUCGGCGGCGGCCUCCUGCCGCUCUACGCCUACGGGCCCCAGGCGCUGGAGCGCAGGAGGGAGGCGCUGACGGCCGGCAGCGCCCCUCUCCCGCCGGAGCCUCCCCAGCUCUUCCCCUCCCCUGCCGAGGCGCUGCUCGGCUCCCCGCUCUAUUGCCCCCUCCGGCUGCCCGGCCCGCUGCACACAGCCACGGGGCGCGCGGCCUCUUACCCGCCCUGCCCCCUCCAGAGCCUCCUGCCCUAA
Messenger RNA from Gopherus flavomarginatus (Mexican gopher tortoise), 1470 nucleotides. It is a transcript of the gene FOXQ1, whose product is annotated as forkhead box Q1. The record is from RefSeq and is a predicted model, not a curated record. NCBI's taxonomy places the organism in Eukaryota, Metazoa, Chordata, Testudines, Testudinidae. Bases 472 to 1470 code for a protein of 332 amino acids. Gene Ontology annotation, biological process: cell differentiation; regulation of transcription by RNA polymerase II; anatomical structure morphogenesis. Gene Ontology annotation, molecular function: DNA-binding transcription factor activity, RNA polymerase II-specific; RNA polymerase II cis-regulatory region sequence-specific DNA binding. The transcript has a single exon.